AAACGUUGAUGUGCUGAUUGUGCUCUUUCCAAUUUUCUCUGCAGAGAAUAUCCAAAGCACAGAAUGUGGGGAAACCACUCCCAUCUUCUCCUUCUUCUGCUGGCAAUCUCCAUUAAUAUUGCACUCUUCGACUCAGUCGGUUGUGUUGAUCCCACCAGCUUUCCUCCAGAUUUCAAAUUCGGCACUUCCUCUUCUGCUUACCAGUAUGAAGGUGCUGCAUUUGAAGGAGGGAAAGGCCCUAGCGUUUGGGACGUUUUCACUCACACAUACCCAGAAAGGAUAGCUGAUCACAGUGAUGGGGAUGUUGCUACUGAUUCGUACCAUCGCUACAAGGAAGAUGUGGCCCUAAUGAAGGAUAUUGGGUUUAACGCUUACAGAUUUUCCAUCUCUUGGCCCAGAAUCCUACCCUAUGGGAAUCUAAAGGGAGGAGUGAACCCAGAAGGAAUAAGAUAUUACAACAAUCUCAUUGAUGAACUCAUAUCUAACGGAUUACAAUCCUUUGUAACUCUGUUUCACUGGGACCUCCCUCAAGCUCUUGAAGACGAAUAUGGUGGUCUUCUGAGCCCCAAAAUUGUGAAGGAUUUUGUACGUUAUGCAGAAGUAUGCUUCAGAGAAUUUGGUGAUAGGGUAAAGCAUUGGAUCACUCUGAAUGAGCCAUCAUCAUAUAGCAUUGAAGGCUAUGCCAAUGGCAUAUUCCCACCUGGAAGGUGCUCCAGCUUCUUGGGCCUAAACUGCAGUGCUGGUGACUCUAGCACUGAACCCUACCUUGUGACACACCACCUAAUUCUUGCUCACGCUGAAGCAGUCAAACUCUACAGGAAGAAGUACCAGAUUUCUCAGAAAGGUCAAGUUGGGGUCACACUAGCUUUCAUGUGGUAUGUUCCCAUAUCCCAAUCAAAGGCUGACAAAGAUGCAACAUCUCGAGCCAAUGAUUUUUCAUGUGACUGGUUCUUGGAACCACUGAACUCUGGGAAAUACCCUACAGUAAUGGUUAAAUAUGUGGGUAAACGUUUGCCCAAGUUCUCCAAAAGACAAUCAUUGUUGGUUAAAGGGUCCUUCGAUUUCAUAGGGGUCAAUUAUUACACAGCAUAUUAUGCAUUUAAUGUUCCUUGCAAAAGUGAAAAUCAAACUGCACUGACAGACGCUUGUUUCAACUUUACAACUGAAAGAAAUGGAAUUCCGAUUGGUUCAAAGGCUGGCUCAGAAUGGCUAUACAUCUAUCCACAAGGAAUUCAAGAUGUAUUAGAAUACACUAUGAAGAAAUUGAACAAUCCAAUCAUUUACAUAACAGAAAAUGGAUGUAACGAGGUUGAUAAUGGUAGAAAGUCACUUAAUGACAAGAUGAGGAUAGACUAUGUCAGUCGCCACCUUCUGUAUAUUAGAAGGGCCAUGAGUUGUACUUAGUAGGAAUGGAGUGAAGGUGAAGGGCUACUUUGCAUGGUCACUUUUGGACAACUUCGAG
This is a messenger RNA of Prosopis cineraria, 1462 nucleotides long. RefSeq names its product beta-glucosidase 12-like. The transcript is spliced from 13 exons. The record is from RefSeq and is a predicted model, not a curated record. Lineage: Eukaryota; Viridiplantae; Streptophyta; Magnoliopsida; Fabales; Fabaceae. Gene Ontology annotation, molecular function: beta-glucosidase activity. Bases 64 to 1404 code for a protein of 446 amino acids. Gene Ontology annotation, biological process: carbohydrate metabolic process.